AUGAAAGUUCAUAGCUCCGGCAAGCUCAAAACUGGACUUUUUGCCGCCAGCUGCCUCCUAACGGCGGCGGCCACCACCAUCACUACUACCGCCGACUCUCUCUCGUAUGCCCGGUCUAUUUUUUACCAUACUCACCAGCUCAAUGCGUAUAUGUACAAUACCAGGAUACGAGCCAAUGCUACAGCCUGUGCUGCUACUGGGAAUGUGAAACAAGGACAGCAAGUACAUAGCUUAGUGAUAAAAAAUGGACUGUUAUAUGAUAAUUAUGUACUCCGUAUUUAACACUUUGAUUCAAGUGUAUGCGAAAUCUAGAUGCUUUGCUUUGCAGAAGCGCGUGCUUUGCUUGAUAGGUCACUGACUGAUGAUGUGAUUGCAUGGAAUGCAUUAUUGAGUGUUCAUACAGAACUGGGUUUGACUGAGUUUGCACGCGAGCUGUUCACUGAAAUGCCUGAGAAGAAUCUUGAGUCUCGGAAUUUUAUGCUUUCUGGGUAUGCGAUGUUAAGUGGGUGCAGUAUGCUUAGUGAAGUGAUAUUGCUUUUCAAGGAUAUGCAGAGAUCAGAUAUGAAGCCUGAUGAUUGUACCCUUGUGAAUGUUCUGUCUGCCUGUGCUGGUGUUGGAGGUUUGAGUCAAGGGAAGUGGAUUCGUGCUUACAUUAAUAACGAAAUUCAGGAUAGAGGUUUUCUUGCUACCACUCUUGUUGAUAUGUACUCAAAGUGUGGGGAUAUUGGGAAGCCAUUGAAAGUGUUUGGAAGUACAGUGAGAAAGGGCAUUAGCACAUGGAAUUCCAUGAUUGUAGGGCUAAGCAUCCAUGGUUUAGCAGAGCAGGCAUUGGAGGUUUUUGGUGAAAUGGUUGCUAGUGGGAUUAAACCCAAUGGAGUCACUUUUGUAUGUCUUGUGUCAGCCUGCAGCUAUGGAGAUUAUUAAACAAGGGUCGGAUUGUUAAACAAGGGCCGUGAGAUGUUUCAUGCAAUGGUUUCUGAUUAUGAAAUUCAGCCUGCUAUUCAGCAUUAUGGUUGUAUGGUUGAUCUACUGGGCAGGUCGUUUGGAUUCUUGAAGGAAGCUGAAGAACUUGUGAGGGAAAUCCCACUGGAAGAUGCUCCUGCCAUUUGGGAAUCCCUUUUGAGUGCUUGCAGAAACCACAGCCAUGUUGAAUUGGCUUAAUCCAUUGCAACUAAGCUUUUAGAAUCCAAUCCCCAGGUAAGCUCUGGUUAUGUUGAGCUAUCAAAUGUUCAUUCCUUGAUGGGAAGAUGGGAUGAAGCCAUGGAAGUUCAACGGAAGAUGAGGAAUCAGGGGGUGACUAAAGAGCCAGGAUGCAGCAUCAUAGAAAUUGAUGGAGUUGUUCAUAAAUUCUUGGCUGGUUAAGGAAUGAUUACCUAA
Ipomoea triloba (trilobed morning glory) is the source of this 1377-nucleotide messenger RNA. RefSeq names its product pentatricopeptide repeat-containing protein At4g18840. The record is from RefSeq and is a predicted model, not a curated record. Lineage: Eukaryota; Viridiplantae; Streptophyta; Magnoliopsida; Solanales; Convolvulaceae. Gene Ontology annotation, molecular function: RNA binding; protein binding. Gene Ontology annotation, biological process: RNA modification.